AUGUUGUUAAUCUGGGUUAAACGAGUUUAUUUUCCUCUCCGUUACGUUUCUUACCUUUUCUUUCUCUCCUUCCUUCAGUUUUCAUUUUCUUUCUUUCUUUCUUUCUUUCUUUCUUUCUUUCUUUCUUUUUUAUUUUUUUCUUUCUUUCUUUCUUUCUUUCUUUUCUAUAACACAGUUUUUCUUCUCUAUUUUUCCGCAUCGUGUUUCAUAGAUUUCCAUCAACUUCCAUUCUCCGCACCCACCACUAUCUUCUUCCGCUUCGUCACUUCCGCUUUCUUGGUCACUUUUUUUACUGUCUUCCUCCUUCACCGCCCCCCCUCGUCUCUACCCAAUUCUACCCAUCUUCAUCUCCUUUCCUCUUCAUUACUGGCUUUUUUUUUCAUUACCUCCCCGACCCUAUUUGCCAUGAGACUCUUCCUCUCCCUGUCUCUUUUUUCAAUCAUCUUACUCACGAAAUCCUCAUUCUACAUUAUACUCAUCCGACGAGUCACGUUCGCCUUCUUCAUCACCACCUUCCUCCUUACACUCUCCCCAAAUCCUUAUAAUCUUCUUCUUCUUCUUCUUCUUCUUCUUCUUCUUCUUCUCCUUCUUCUUCUCCCUCCUUCUCCUCAUCCUCCUUCUUCUUCUUCACUUUUUUCUUCUUCGGCUUCUUCUUCUCAAAAUACAAUUUACCGAUUCUUCUUUUUUCUCCUCCUCCUCCUUCCCCUCUUCCUCCUCCUCCUCCUUCUUCUUCUUCUUCUUCAAUUCUGCUGCUGCUGCUCCUCCUAUAAAUCCUUGAAAGAGAUGAAUCCUCCUCCCCCUUUUUUUUUUUGUUGUUGUUGUUGUUCAAAUGUUUCUUCUUCUUCUUCUUCAGACUUCUUCUUCUUCUAUAUUAUUUUCUCCCCUCCUCCUCCUAUUCUCAUAUUUCUCCUCCCCUAUUAUUUCUCCUCCUCCUCCUUCUCCCCUCCGCCUCCUCCUCCUCCUUCUCCUUCUCCUUCUUCUUCUUCUUCUUCUACAUCCUUUCUCUCGUUGGACAUCAUCCUCUUCCUAAUCGCCACUUCCGCCUUCUCCAUUAGCGUCGGCCGCUUUCGUCUCUCCUCAAUUCCUCAUAACUUAAUCCUUCUGUUUGUUGUUGUUCUUUUGGCUGUUGUUGUUGUUGUUGUCCUCCUCCUCCUCCUACUCAUUCUUCUUCUUAUUCUUUAA
Molecule: messenger RNA, 1182 nt
Organism: Acanthosepion pharaonis
Lineage: Eukaryota; Metazoa; Mollusca; Cephalopoda; Sepiida; Sepiidae
Source: the annotation of a GenBank genome assembly